AUGGCUCCAAAGGUUCUUUUGAUUGGUAUUGGUGGUGUUGGCUCCAUAGCCGCAUACACACUAAAGGCUAACGGUGCAGAGGUGACUGCGAUCGCAAGAUCGUCCUACGAUGUUUUGAAGGAGAACGGCUUUACUAUCGAGUCCUUGGACUACGGAAAAGUCGAAAACUUCAAGCCCGACCACGUGUACAAGGACGUGGCCGAGGCUGCGAAGGAGAGAGGUCCUUUUGACUACAUUGUGGUGACGACCAAGAACAUCCCGGACGUAGCGCCUGUGGAGAAGAUGAUCGAGAAGGCGUACAGCAAGGACACGGCGAUUGUGUUGCUUGAGAACGGAGUGGGCAUCGACAGAUCGAUGUUCAAGGCGUAUCCUGACGCGACAAUCAUCUCCGGCGUGACGAUGAUCAGCAGCACGCUGUACGGGACGACGGUGAAGCACGUGGGCAGUGACACGGUGUCUUUCGGGCCGUUUCUCAACCCGUCGCUGGAGAAGGAGCCACAGGUGGCCAAGGCGAAGGCGUUCACCGCGCUCUACCACAACGAGCACAACGGCGCCAAGUACGACGAGGACGUGAAGUACAUCAGAUGGAGGAAGUUGGUGUACAAUGGGGCGAUCAACACGACAUGCGCGAUCACAAACGUCGACGCCGGGCGCUUGGAGCUGUUUGGAGGUAUGGACAAGGUGGCGAGACCCGCCAUGCGGGAGAUCCUUGCCAUUGCCAAGGCCGACGGCGUCGACCUCCCCGAGGACAUCAUGGACAAGAUGAUCCGCUCCGACGACGGCGAGUACUACCCGCCUUCGAUGUUGAUCGACAUCCGGAAAAACCAGUACACGGAGUACAAGGUCAUUCUCGGGACCGCGUUAAGCAUUGCCGAGGAAAAGGGCGUGCCGGCCCCCGUGUGCACCAUUCUCUGCGACCUCCUCGAGGUCAUCCAGAUGAGAACGAUGGAGUCCCGCGGCAAGAUCGUGCUUCCCGAGAAGAGACCCCUGCCUGCCGACAACUUCAAGAUCGAGUUCCAGGACUGA
This is a messenger RNA of Pichia membranifaciens NRRL Y-2026, 1026 nucleotides long. RefSeq lists its product as hypothetical. Gene Ontology annotation, biological process: pantothenate biosynthetic process. The record is from RefSeq and is a predicted model, not a curated record. Gene Ontology annotation, molecular function: 2-dehydropantoate 2-reductase activity. NCBI's taxonomy places the organism in Eukaryota, Fungi, Ascomycota, Pichiomycetes, Pichiales, Pichiaceae. Gene Ontology annotation, cellular component: cytoplasm. Bases 1 to 1026 code for a protein of 341 amino acids. The transcript has a single exon.